GUGAGUGCGUCAGAGCACGGAAGUUGUCAUAAAGAGCUAAAAAGAGCUGCAGAGAGUGGUGCCGAUGUUAUAACUUGAAAAUAGGUCUCUCUGCUCGCUCGUGUGGCACUGAGCUGCGAGUGCUUCUCGGAUCUGAAGCUGUACAGACAGCAGGAGUCCUCCGGAGCGGAAGCAGCGACAUGGAGCGGUUUGGACAGGAGCGCGAGGAAAACACGCCCUGCGCGCGCACACACGAGCCCAGCGCGGAGAGCAUGGCGUCUAUGUGCCUGAGUCAGCAGCGCUGUGUGAAGGCCUCGAUCGCGUCGCAGUGGCAGCUGGCCGAGGCGCAGUAUCAGCUCUGUGGUUUGGAGCUGCACAGUUCUGAGUCAGCGGAGCAGGAGCGCGCCCGAGGCCUGGCCUCCUCCACAGAGCUCUCUCAGACCGAGCAGGAGUGGAGACAUAAAGAGAGCAUGCUGGGACGGAGCCCCACUCUGUGCCCGGAGGCCAGCCGAGAUGUGUUUGACAAGAGUAUAAUAAACAGUACACAGUCUUGGCCUAAUGAAUCCGAUCCUGAUAAGAACAUAAGCUUCAUCCAGCGUAAUGAAGAACUCUUGAAACAUUUUGGUAUGUUGAGGAGGUGGGAUGAUAGUCAGCGCUUUCUAGCAGAGUACCACCAUCUGAUCUGUGAAGAAGCGGCCGAUUACCUGAUCCUGUGGUGCUUCCGACUGCAGGCAGAGCAAAAAGAGGCCUUAAUGGAGCAGGUAGCUCAUCAGGCAGUCGUCAUGCAGUUUAUUCUGGAAAUGGCCCGCAACUCUCAGCAAGACCCACGAGGCUGUUUCCGUCAGUUCUUUCAGAAAGCCAAAGCAGGUCAGGAGGGAUACUUGGAUGUCUUCCACACAGAACUCAAUGCCUUUAAGCAGAGAGUUAAAGAGUAUACCAUGAAAUCAAAAGGAGAAACCCCAAAGGAUACAGUGCACCAAAAUACACCAGCAGGCUUUCGCCUCGACCCCAAGGAGGUGUUGGAGUCUUUGCCACUGGAUCUGAAAACAUGCAUCCAGAUGCAAGAUAUGCAGAUUCUUCAGAAGGUGCUAAGCAGCAUGAACCCGCAGAGAGCACAUGCUCUGAACCUGACACAGACGAGCUGAAUGAGAGCCAAAGGACACAGGAAGAAUUGCAUAACAGCUUUAAUCUGCAUUCAUCAGAGUCCAGGCUGACCUAUAAUCCCUCCUCCAGCCCUGCAGAUCAGCAUAAGGGAGGAUGUGCAGAAUAUAAUGUUCACCCAAAUAUUAAAAUUGUCAUUUAUUCACCCGCAUAUGGUUCCAAACUUGCAUGACUCAUUUUCUUCUGUAAAGCACAAAAUGAGAUGCUUUGUAGAAUGUUCAUGCUGCUCUUUUGCAGAUAACGAAACUAAAUGGGGACUUUAAAGCUCCAAAAUAAAAAAAAAAUAAAAACGAAUCAUAAAAGUUGACUGUACAAAUCCCUAAAUUACCGUUCAAAUAAAUUGGGGUCACUAAGAUCUUACUAUUUUAGAUUUUAUAGUUUUAUUCACCGAAGGCGCAUUCAAUUGAUCAAAAGUGGGAUUUAUAAUGUUACAAGAGAUUUCUGUUUGAAAAGAUUUCUCUUUUGAACUUUUAAUUCAUGAAGCAGUUAAAAAAAAAAAAAUUGCUACAACUUUGAACUGCUCAGCUAUUUUCAACAUCAUACAACUAAAUGUUUCUUGAGUAUCAGUAUAUUAGAGUGAUAUCUGAAGGAUCAUGUGACACUGAAGACUGGAGUAAAGAUGCUGAAAAAUCAGCUUUGCAUCGAAGAAAUAAAUUACAAUUUAAUAUUACAAUGGAAAACAGUUAUUUUAAAUUGUAAUAAUAUUUCACUAUAUUAUUGUCUGUACUUUCAAGUAAAUAAAUGCAAAUUAGUGUGCAGAAUUUAGUUAAUAUUACCAACAAUGUUACUGGGGAAAACACCUAAGAAAACAAUUAAAAUGUGAUUUUGGUCACCAUUCACUUUCAUUGUAUGAAAAAAGAGCAGCAUCAACAUUCUUCAAAGUUUCUUCUUUUGUGUUUCACGUGAGAAAGAAACUCACAGGUUUGGACUAAUGUGACUGAGUAAAUGGUGGCAGAAUUUACAUUUUUGGGUGAACUAUAUGCAUUUUUUUUCAUUCAUUUAUCAGUAUUCUGUUAGGUAUGCAGCUCACUUCCUGUUUCCUAAUACUGAUCUCUGUGCUGUAAAUGUCUUUUCCUGUUAUUUAUUAAUAUCCUCUUUCUCAC
Carassius carassius (crucian carp) is the source of this 2243-nucleotide messenger RNA. Its product is annotated as hsp90 co-chaperone Cdc37-like 1. The transcript has 8 exons. Gene Ontology annotation, molecular function: heat shock protein binding; protein-folding chaperone binding. The coding region runs from base 180 to 1124 and encodes 314 amino acids. Lineage: Eukaryota; Metazoa; Chordata; Actinopteri; Cypriniformes; Cyprinidae. The record is from RefSeq and is a predicted model, not a curated record. Gene Ontology annotation, cellular component: cytoplasm. Gene Ontology annotation, biological process: protein stabilization; protein folding.